AUGAAAAUUUUCGCAGGACUCAUUAUUGCCAUCAAAGCCGACGAAAAGAUUCUUGGAGAGCUUAUCAAUAAUUUUUGUGGGUUUGACCUACAUGACUUCUAUGAUACAGCUGGACUUGCUAUUGAAUACCGAGUGAGUCCCCGGAAAACCUGGGGUGGGGAAGAAGGUGGCAAGUCGAAAUGGAAAUGGACUGAGGUUCAUGAUCCUUACAAUGGCACCAGUAAGAAGACAACGGGAAGAUAUGGUAAAAGUAAAGCCAAAGGCCCGUCCCACUGGAGAGAGUCUCCGAGAGACGUUGUCCGAGUGAACUGUGUUACAAGCCGUGGCGGGACUGACCAUGAGAACUUAAUGCCACUCGGCGGAAACCCAACCAAAAAGAUGGCUCCAAUGAUCAAGUGCACUAAAAAGGGACUGAACGGCACCCCAAAGCUCAAGCCUAACUCUCGAAGAUGGAGAGGAAACAAAAUCCUUGACUGGUUUCAAAGAAACUGCGCCUAA
Molecule: messenger RNA, 498 nt
Organism: Oikopleura dioica
Lineage: Eukaryota; Metazoa; Chordata; Appendicularia; Copelata; Oikopleuridae
Source: the annotation of a GenBank genome assembly